GCCGAGGAACGCGACCAUCCCAAAUUGUAACAACUUCUGCCAGACUGAGCUCUCUCACAUGCUCUCAAAUCCACCUAGCCUGCCAAAAUGAAGCGCUCACGAGAACCUGAAGAGACCUCUCCAGGGGAAGUUGCAGAUGCUGCCCAGGGCCUAGCAGUAGCUCCAGGUGGUAAUCCUGACAGGCCCGGAAAAAUCGACGACGUCGACGGCGACACCGCGCCUCCCGCGACCAAAAUUGCGGAGCUUGACCUGUCCGACAACAGGAACGGCAGCGAUGUCCUCAUGCACUGCUCGCUGCCGCCCCACAAAGAGCCCCUGGCGUUCUCGUCCUACAGCGACUACGAGACCCAUUACCGGGACCAGCACACCAACCGCUGCGUCCAGUGCCGCAAGAACUUCCCGUCCAGCCACCUCCUCGGCUUACACAUCGAGGAAACGCAUGACUCGUUCGUCCAGGCGAGGAAGGAGAGAGGAGAGCGCACUGUAUGUUCCCCAGGAAGCCCUCCCCGUCCUGUGCCAACGCCCACGCCCAAGCCCAUGCCCAUAUCCACGCCGUCUGCUAACGCAGUCCUCAGUACUCGUGCUUCGUGGAAGGCUGCGACCGGAAAUGCAGCACGCCACACAAGCGCAAGAUGCACCUGAUCGACAAGCACAUGUACCCCAAGGAUUUCUUCUUCGCCAUCACGCGGGAAGGCAUCGACGGCCGGAACUCUCUGUUACGGGAGGGCCGCCGGCGUCCUCGUCGGAGAUCGAGCGCCGCUGCUGCAUCACCUCCGGACUCAUCUCAAGGUCAAGGACUGGAACCUGAUGCUCCAGGAGAGCCUGCUGAGCCAAGGGGCGGCCAUACAGGAGCAGAUGCCGCCCAAAAAAAUGCUGGGCAGCAGCAAGACCAAGAAAUGGAGAACCUCUCAAGCGCCAUGGCAGCGCUUCAGUUCGUGCCGAUGAGCGUCCGGUUCGGGCGAGGUAAAAAGGCUGGCUUU
Molecule: messenger RNA, 980 nt
Organism: Thermothielavioides terrestris NRRL 8126
Lineage: Eukaryota; Fungi; Ascomycota; Sordariomycetes; Sordariales; Chaetomiaceae
Exons: 1
Coding region: 88-642 (184 amino acids)
Source: RefSeq, a predicted model, not a curated record